Molecule: messenger RNA, 3583 nt
Organism: Boeremia exigua
Lineage: Eukaryota; Fungi; Ascomycota; Dothideomycetes; Pleosporales; Didymellaceae
Exons: 1
Coding region: 477-3524 (1015 amino acids)
Source: RefSeq, a predicted model, not a curated record
CAAUGUUGUACCCUCCCUGCCAUGUUCCCACAACAUCACAACAGAAGCAGCGAAUCGUCGUUUUGUCCGUUUUACUGCCUCAUGCGGCUCAUUCUGCAGACUGCGCCUCAUUUAGGCCACUAUGCACGUCUUGCUGGCUUAGCUAUGGAUGGUUUAGUCGAGGCUGAUGCCUGGUAAAAGAUGCACUUCAUUAGGCCCCCAUCGGGCUUAUUGCCUGGCCGAGUCAAACCAAAGGCUCUUUCGAUGCAUUGAAAAGAGACGCUGCUGCUACAUGAUAUCGCAUGUAUCCUUCCUACUACUGUGGCCAUUACUGGUAAGACCACAAGGAUCUACUUGAACGACAUCGUGCCUGGACGAUUGUUACCUAAUUGCCUCGCAAAUCCACCGCAAACGCCCAAUCGUUAACCACCAAAACCAAGGUACCACGGUGCUGCAACUACUAUAAUCACGUCCGGUAUUCAAGCGGAAAUCCAAUCAUGGCGAGCUGGAAGAUCACCCCUUCACCCACCGAGGAGAGUAACGUCGAGUACACGUCAUUUCUGGACUGUCGCAAGUACUUCGCGGUAGAUGAUUCAAUGUCAACUGGUGGCGGAUCAAUCUACAGAGAACGUGAUUUCGUCGAAGCCUUCCGAAAGAGCUAUCCCAACAAGACUGAUGCGAUAUCUCUGUGGGGUGAUAAUUGCGACGACCCUACUACGAAAUUCAAGUCUCUGAAAUGGCAUGCGCUCCAUGAUGGUACCCACCCAAGCUCCAUUCUCAGGAACUCCGCAGCUUUGGAUGCAAUCAGAAAGUCGGAUACGUGGUUCUUGCUCACAGACGGAGAAAUCUUCGAACAGGACGUUCACGGGCUCGCCAGACUGGCUUAUGACGCUGAGGUGCUUAAUGUGCCGCUGGUGUUUGUCAUCACCAAUGCACGCGGCAGCUCUCCCGGAACAGCAGAUAUCAGCGUUGGCAUAUCCUUUUUUGCCAGCUCUCGGGACACCCUGAUCCUCUUUAAAGACCAGCAAACUGGUAAAAUCUACGUUAUCGCAGCCAAGGGUUGUUUCGCAGAUCUGGGAGGAUCGGCAGCGACGAAGAAUCUAAACAACUGGAACGACUUGACGACUUUCACAAGCGAAGCUGACCUGUUCCUGCGCUGCCAGGAGAGGAACAUAAAGGUUGUUAAGUCAAAGUCGCGAGCGAAGGGGACCGGAGAACUCAGUCUUGGUGCAGUGUGGGAGGAGCGGAAUGCUGGACCCGUCAAGGUUGAUCUCGAUCUCCUCCUCGCCUCUGAACAACUUUCGGACAUGGAUGCGACAAACCUUUUUGCGGACGAAGCCUUCGAUGCCCUUGCAAUCGCCUGCAAGACUCGAACUCGUAUACCUGAAUUGCGGGCAUUUGUUCAGGCACAGAAGGUCGAGCAGGCUGUUGCCCCGAAGUUUGAGGACCGAAACAACGCGACAGCGAUCAUCGCCAAGAUGGCUACAGGACCAAGUGACGAAGACUGUAAGAGCCUCCAGGAACAGCUACGGGAAGCUCAUGCCCAGAAUCGUCGAGACUACCUAAGACUGCUCGCCGAUCAUGCAGCGUCAGUGACCCAACAGGCUCUGAGAAAGCGGAAUCAGCUUGUCGAUGGAGCACUCAGGUCACUCGCCUCUAUCGAAACCGCUAGCUAUAACGCGGAAAUUAUCGGUCGCAGAAGCGACAGAGCUCGACGCGCUCAAACCAUCGACCCUUCGUCAGUAGUCGACAUGGCCGCGCUAGAUCUGGAAGCACCGUCGUUCAAAGGGUACUGUCUUGUCUGCUGCGGCGAGGAGGAAAUUAUGUCCAUAUGCUUCAAAGAAGCCGCUCCAGAGCACAGGGAAGACAACACCAGCGACUUCGCACUCAAUUUUCCUUUGGCGGUAGGGGCAUUCACGAAGAACGUUGAUCUCGUCUCAAGUCAGAAUGUAUGCUUCCAGUGCGCACUACUCUCGCACGAUGGCUUGUCCAUCUACAAAGAACGAAUAACGGCGAUUAUUCCCGCUGUGCAGUACGAUGGAAACAACAAGAAGUACAUCAACGAUCAGCUCUACUCAGCCUUGACUGCACGAUUGGCCACCGGUGCUGCAGGAGUAGCACAGCUGUUCAUGUCAAUACUUCAGACCGUCAUGAAGACAAAACCGUGGGCAGGUGCCGGCCUGGAUAUCUCUCGCAUCUCCAUCGAUGAGCAGAACGAAGCUGCGCAGCGUCAUAGGACGUUCCAGUGGAUGGUGGACCAGUUGGCUCAUAACAGUGACACUCGCGAAAACUUCAAAGAGACUGGACAGUGGGUCAAGUUUCCGCAGGCAUUAAAAUGGGUCGCUGAAGACUUCGAGAGGAAUGGACUGUCAAGCUUUGCUAUCACAUACCCUGUGGAAGGCUUCAAUAACCUACUAUCCCUUGGCCAGCGAAUAGAUGCAUUCUCUCAAGACACCGUCAGCCGGCUCCGGAACACGAAACUGCUCGAUUCAAUUGCUGCAAAGUACCUUCCCAAUGUGCCAAAUAUGUAUCUGCAGAGCUCAGAGGUCACGAACCCAAACAGCGAGGACUGGAAGGAGAAGUACUUUGAGCUCAUCUACCGCGAUAUGAACAGCCCAUUAGUACCUGUAGAUCACGGCGAGGACUCCAUACUCAGCGACAUCGAGACCUUCAAGCAGCGUCUGUCCGCAUGCCUCACAGAGACAUACGACGUAAUCGACAUCACCACCAUGCACAAGAUCCAAGUCCUUCUGUUCUGGCUCCUCUACACCCAGCCCAUCAGCUGCACGCCCCAAACCCUCUUCACGCGCCUCACCCACAACGAGCACCUCGCCGCCGCCGUCCUCAACCCGGCCCUCACCGUCCCCGCCUCCGAACACCAGCACAUCCUCCUCUCCAUCUUCUCCCCCCGCAACGCCGAGCCCAUCAACCCCGCCCACGCAGCACUCCACCACAACACACUCAUCCCCUUCGCCACCCCCUUCGGCCCCUCCGUCCUCCGCUGCGGCGUCCCUGCCUGCGCACACCCCUUCUACGACCCCGCGACCCUGCGCCCGGACACUGUAUCCCGCGCCGCCAUCGAAGCAAUCCGACUCGCCCGCUCAAAGCACCUCGUCGACGUCUUCGGUCUGCGCGGCCGCUUCGAGAACUCGGCUACGGGCCUGCCGGAGCGCACUGCCGCGGGGCAGCCGCCGACUUCGGUGCACAGUAACUUGCAUAUUAGUAUUGUGCGGGAGUGGGCUGAGCGGUCGGUCGAUGCGCGGCGGGCGGUUGUGGAGGGGGGCGAUGCGCGCGCGGCGUUUGCUGUGGAUGUGCGGCGGCGGGUGGCUGUGGAGGGCCGUGGGGAUGUGUUUAAAGCGGCAAUUGAGAGGGAUGUGGAGGCGCUGCUUCCAGGGUUCUUUGAGGUGCUUGCUGUGGCGUUGAGAGAGGAUGGUGGGAGUGCUGAGGAUGUUGCGCUGUAUGAGCAUGGCGUUGAGAGAGUCAAGCUUCACGAUAAAGUUGUCUGGGAGUUGAAGCAGGAAGCUGGCCGUGAAGUCCAGUCUUGAGCGGUUCUCUUCUUUCUCGACCAGUAGUCUUUCAAUGCAUCACUUUCGAAAACAUGUGC